AUGUCUAUAAAUGAGAAAUCAAUUAAGCAACUAUUAAGUGAGUUGGUGGGAAUUCAGGUCAGAAAUGAUAUAAAAAGUAAUGAUGAGAAAAGCCAUAGAAAUUUAAUUAAGAAAAUAGAAGAUAAAAUAUGGUCAACAAUUCUCUUCAAAAAAACUAAUAAGAGGACUAUGGAUGAUUCUGACUACAUAAGCUUUCUAGAUUCCAGUCUAUCAAAUAUUAUUGUACAAAGUCAUGUCGGGCCAGAAUCUGUUGAGAAUAUGAAUAUGAUCAUGGAACAGAGAUCUAAAGUUAUAGAGAAUAGAAUGUUUUGUUUUCUACCAUUAUUUAUUUUAUCUCAUAAUUUGGUUAGACAUUAUUACCAAAGUUCUUCAGGAAUUUGUAUUUUACAAAUAAUGUACAUUCUUUUUGGAUCUUUAGAUUAUUGUAGUUUGGAUUUUUGGCAGGACCAAAGUUUAGUCAAAACCUAUCAAUCUGACUUUACUUGGAGAUUGAACUCUAUAAUGCAGAGAAACUUGAGUGAUUCAGUAACUAACUAUGAGAAAGAUAAUGAGGAGUUAAAAUUCGAUUAUAAAACAUGCCUUGUUACCUUUUCUUCUUUAAUAUUUAAAAAUUCAGCCUUUAGUAAAAGUUCUCGAGAUUUUUGGUUGGAUAUUAUCUCAGAUUUUGCUCUUGGAAUAGUUACCUUUAGAAAUCUGGUCUCUGAUGUACAUCUAAGUGUAGAGAAUUUGUUUAAUAGUGAGUUAACUGAAUAUACUGAAAAUUUCGAGGAAAUUGAAAUUUCCAAAGAAACCAAUAAAAUUGCUCAAAUCGCUUUUGGAAAUGACAAUUUUAGUCUCACUGAUGAUAGCAUUACAAAAGGUACCGAAUCUAAAAUUUCUAUAUGCCCAAAAAGUACUAUUUCUAUAAACCAAAACCCAACUUAUCUUAAGACCAAUAAGAAUUCUUUGCUUGCAUCAUUUAUGGGUAAUUCAGAUGAUGAACUUGAUGAGCUAGAGGAAAUGGAAUUCCACCUGCAAGAAAAGUUGGAUGGGGAAAAUGAAGUAACUGUUGAUGGCGUGGAGGAUGCACUGGAGAUAAUUGAUAAUAAACAGGAUCUAAUCCAAAACAAAAGUCAGAUAUUAUGUAACAAUCAAAAAUCAGGAUUACCACCAGAUAUGGGAAGGAAAAAAGAUACAAGGAUUGUGGAUUCCCAGUUAGAGAGAAGAAAUGAUAAACACUUAAAUAUGUCCUCAUUUAACUACUUUGAUGGCUUAUCUAAGUUAAUUAAGGAGAAAAAAGAGGAAUUUGUAGAUGAAAACCACAGAAUUUGCAACUUUUCAAAAGUAAAGCUUCCAAGCUUGCUAAAAAGAAUCUCAGGACGAAGCCAAGUGGAGUAUAAUAGAAAAUAUUUGGGAUUUUCAUGGGAUCAGCAGUACUUGAGUCUAAGUAGAACAAAUAAAAUUUUUAAUGAAUCUAUUUUGAGUGUCCUUACUACAGAGAGAAUUAAAAACUGUACCAUAGUUACCCCAGAUCACGAGAUCAUCAACAGAGAUAGACAUAUCUGGAUCAAAUUAGAUUCAUUAAUGAAGCUUUUUCAAGGAUUGGAUUCAGAGGAGUUUUCUCUUUGUCCAAGGUACCGAAGAGAUAGGAAGGAUUUGUCUGGAGAACUUUUGAGAAGCUAUAAUAUAUUUAUAGAUCAAUACAAUAUUUCACUCAAACUAGUGGAGGAAUUUGGAGAAUUAUCUCCUUGGAUGAACCAUUUUGGCCAGGGGGACAAAUUUAUAUAUAUAGGAACUGGCAGGAAAACCAAUGAUUUUUCAGCUUCACAAAGCGAGUUUAGAAAUUUGUAUAAUGGUCAAGACGAGCAAAUAUAUCUGUCUGAAGAUCUUGUCUCAAUGAUCUGUCUGUUUGGUACAAAGAUAAACUAUUUAAGGAGUUUUGCAGAAUUAUUGGCUUUGUUAGGAGACAAAAUGAAUAGUGAACUUAAAUCAGGAACUAUUUGGAAGAAUGAGUAUCCAACAUGUAGCCAGACGAUCAGAGAAGAGAGUAUGGUAUCCAUUCGUAUUUUAAGCAAAACUAUCCUGGAACUCUUGUGUAUGUAUUUACGAGAUAUUGAGUUAUGCUUUGCUAGACUUAAUAAUAGUAGAAAUGGCCAGAUUACACAUAAAAAUUCUCCUAGUAAUAGUUACCUCAAUAUCACUGUCUUAUUGGCAGAAUUUUCUCCAGCUUUUGAAAUGCUUGCUAGGAUCUUCAAAUUAAGAUCCCCCUAUAGUAGGUCAGAAAAUGAGAUCUGGAAUAUCCCUCAUGGAUAUUUUCUUUUGAGUUAUAUUUAUACUUAUUUAUGGCAAUUUCAAAUAAAUACUUCAUGUACCAUUAAAAGUAAUCAUCAUUCAAACAUAAAUAACAAAAAAGGUAUCAAUAAUAAAAUAGAUAAAGGUAACUAUAGUAAUGGCCACAUUCUGAGUGUGAUUUAUAAAAAUCUCUUAAAGGGUAUUUUCAAAUGUAAGUUGGAUUCAAUUAAAUCAAAUAAGGAAGAAGGAAAUCUGGAGAUUGAUUUGAAGGUCAAUCUGGCUUUGAAUAAAUCAAUAUUGAGAUCUAUAAUACCUGUAUUAUUUAGAAUAUUAAUCAUUAAAAAGAUUCAUUUUACAGAAACUUUCAAAGUAAUAAACCAAGAUCUGAAAUGCAUGUCUUUGGUCAAAACUAAUGAAUUUUCAGAGAAAAAUCUGUCAAUUUUUUUUUCAGAUACUAAUACGUUUACUCAAGAUUUUGUCCUUAAUUAUAGAGAUGACAUUUAUUUGGAUUCUGAAGCGGAAUUUCGUGAUCAAGAUCUUGAAAUUAAGGAGGUAUCGACGGUAACGGUAAAAAAUUUUACAGAAGAAAAUACAUUGAGAUUUAGUCAAGAAGCAAUUGUGGAGUAUUUAAGAAGAAAUGAGCUAGAUUUUAAUCAAGUUUAUGGAAUUUACUUUAAAUACCUGGACCAAACCUUUGAACAAAUUACUAAAUUGGAAUACAACAUAAAUAAAUAUUUAGAUCUUGCCUUCGAGAUUGGAGAAUUGAUUGGGGAAAAAGAUCCAGAAAGAAAAGAUCAUAAUGUAGAAAUACUGCCUUUGGGAUUAUUUGAAUUUCUAAAGGAAGUUAUUCAAAACAAAGUUAAGAAUAAGAAAUUGAUCUCGACAGGUAGAUAUGGUAUUCUGGGGUUAGGAGAAAUAGGUAUCGAGAAUUUAAUGUGGAGAGAAAAUUGUAAUACAGCAUAUACUAAACAGCUGAACAAUUAUAUUUCAGUUAACGGAGACUUAAAAUAUGAGAACUUGAUGAGGUUUGUCUUUGGGUUAGAUUUAAACUUAAUUCAAUUUAGGAAGGAAAUUAUUAGAGAAGAGAUUUCUAACACUUUUGAGAUACAAAAGGUUGGAAAAGAGCAAGGAGAAGAUGAUCUAUUGAGACUUUUUCAGAUGAUAGUUUUAUUGGAAGUUAUCUCCAAAAAGUUCUUAAAUAUGAAAAGCUUCAUUGGAAGACUUAGUUUAUAUAUUUGGUGCAGGAAGAAUACCACGGAUUAUAAUUUAUAUCUUAAGUUCUCCCAAGGGUACCUCUAUGAUGCAUUUUCUGAGGAACUUCAAAAAUUAAUUUGGGAAAUCGAAAACAAUAUUAAUAAAAUUCACAGUACAAUUCAGAUAAUAAAAGAAUAUUUGGUAAUGCUAUUUAGGAGACUUGACCCUAAAAUAUUACUAAAGAGCCAAAACUGUUACGAAGACAAAGUGAGUUAUAAAAGUUGUAACUAUGACUAUAAAUGGAGAGUUGUUCAGAAAUAUUAUUAUGGAAAGCUAUUUAAUCAUCUAAGUUUAAAUGAGAAAGGAUUUAUGUACUUUAUAACGAGUAUAGUUUGCCAGAUCUGUCUAAUAUCAUCAGAUUUGGUUUCAAAAAUAGAUUCUUUUAAAGACAUUCCUAAAAGGCCAAGUUCAUUUUCUCCAAAUAUAUCUGAUGAUCAGGAUCCAAAUGACAGCCAGAGAAACAUUAUUUUGGAAUUUGUUAACAAUUGGAAAUCUAACAACCUUGAGGAGAAAGUUUCUCAUUAUUUCCGAGUCUACAAAUCUCUAAAGAUUUACAUUUCAGACAACAAGAGUAUUUUUAGUACAGAAAACUCACAUAUCCUUUAUUAUAUUGAUAGCUAA
Messenger RNA from Cryptosporidium ubiquitum, 4146 nucleotides. RefSeq lists its product as uncharacterized. NCBI's taxonomy places the organism in Eukaryota, Apicomplexa, Conoidasida, Eucoccidiorida, Cryptosporidiidae. The transcript has a single exon. The record is from RefSeq and is a predicted model, not a curated record. Bases 1 to 4146 code for a protein of 1381 amino acids.